This is a messenger RNA of Microplitis mediator, 2728 nucleotides long. RefSeq lists its product as uncharacterized. The transcript is spliced from 3 exons. NCBI's taxonomy places the organism in Eukaryota, Metazoa, Arthropoda, Insecta, Hymenoptera, Braconidae. Bases 162 to 2600 code for a protein of 812 amino acids. The record is from RefSeq and is a predicted model, not a curated record.
CAUAUAGUAACAUUUCACACUAUCUAAAAAAUUCAUUAAUCAAAUAAAUAUUCAGACAUCACUGCAAUUUUUAAAGAAUUAAAUAAUAAUUAAGUAACUGAAAGAGCUUAAUAGAAAAUUCGAUUGCUGUAAGGAUAAAAAAAAAUCAGGGAUUGUGUACAAUGAAAAGAAAACGUGAUUUCAUUGAAGACUCAAGUACUGAGGACGAAAAUUUAAUGGAUUCUUUAUUUGAUCGUGAAAGCGAUACAACUGAAGAUUUAUUCAAUUCAACUGAUUCAACAAUAUUUGACUGGACUGAUGAGGAACAAGACAAUACUGAUAAUUUGAAUACCAACGAUGAAACCGAUGAAAGAAAUUCAGAAUCGCCAAUAAUAGCACCACAAGAUGACGAUCUAAUGAACUUGUAUAAAAAUACGAUAAUGUUUAAAAAUUCUAAUUUAUCCAUUUGGCAAGUAUUUACGGCUGUAAUGGCUAUAGUGAUACGUUUCAACUUGUCAGAUCAAGCACAUCAGGCUAUUUUAGAAUUGAUAAAAUUUAUAGCUGGACCCGAUUUCAAAUUCUUGGAUACUUCCAAGUAUUUGAUGAAUAAACUUUUCAAUCCUUUAAAUGAUGCUGCUAAGUAUAUAUACUACUGCACUACAUGUAAUGUAACCAUAAGCACUCAGAUACCAGUGAAUAAAAGUAUGCGAUUCGAAGUAAAGUGUCAACAAUGUCAAAAGAAGUACCAAACAACCAAAAAAGACGGAAACUUUUUUGUCACCCUCGACUUAAAGUCGCAAUUGCAUCAUAUUCUGUCAAAUCAAUAUCUUCAGAAUGAAAUCGACAAAAAUAUUGAUAAUAACUUCGAUGCGAAUGUAGGUAAUGGAAUUAAUGAUGUAUAUGACAGUGAACGAUAUCGAAAUGAUGAAUUUAUUCAAUCAAAAAACAGUAUCGGUGAGAAAGUAUUAACGUUAAAUGUAAAUCUCGAUGGAGCACCAUUAUUUAAAAGCGGGAAAAAUAGUUUUUGGCCAAUUCAAUGUAUAAUUAAUGAGAUUCCACAAGUGAUACGUCAUAAAUUUAUGCUUUUGGCUGGAUUAUGGUACACAUCAACUGAACCUAAACCACAGUUUAUGAAUCUUUACCUAAGCACUUUCAUCAAACAAAUUCAAAAUUUAACAAAGAAAGGUUUGAAAGUUGUAAAUAUUGAUAAUACGUUAACAACUUACUUUGUAAAAAUUUUCUGUUUUCCUGUUGAUUCUGUGGCACGACCUGUUUUGCAAAACCGAUUGCAAUUUAAUGGGUUUCAUGGAUGCAGUUGGUGUUACCAACGAGGGAUACACAACUCUGGAAGCAUGAAAUAUCCAGUAACGCCGGAAAUUCCGCAACAACGAGACCAUUGUAAUUACCUCAAAGACGUCGAAAAGCAUAAAAAAGAUAUCAAAAAAAUCCGUAAAACUAAAAAAAACGAGAAAUAUACAGUUAAUGGUAUAAAGGGACCUAGUGUUUUGUCGUCACUUCCAAAUUUCGAUUGUAUCUGGGGUUUUCCUCAUGACUACAUGCAUGCAGUGUUAUUAGGAGUAACUCGUCAGCUUUGGAACAGAUGGAGUAAAAAUUUUCUAACAGCAAACCAAAAAAAAUUGAUAAAUGCACGUCUAACUAAUAUACGCCCAACAAAUGAAAUUCAUCGAACUCCACAAAUGCUGUUAAAGAAGAGAACGUGGAAAGCGACGGAGUGGCGUUCUUGGCUAUUAUUCUACAGCGUCCCAGUCUUGAGUGGAAUACUUCGAGAAGAUUUGUUAGAUUCAUACAAGCUAUUGGUGAAAAGUAUUUAUAAACUUCUUUCAGUGAAUUUAGGUGAGGAUCAACUUUUAACAUGUGAAAUAGAUCUUCUGAACUUCGUAUGUGACUGUCAAAAAUUUUAUCAAGUUUCUUUUAUUACUUUUAAUGUCCAUUCUUUACUUCAUAUAGUCGAAAGUGUACGUAAAAAUGGUCCAUCGUGGGCAACGUCUACUUAUGCAUUUGAAAAUAAUAUAUAUAAUUUGAAACGGAAAGUAUCUGGUCCCAAUGAAGUUCUCAAUCAGAUGGCUAAUCGUACGCUUCGCUAUAACAACUUCCAGCGAAUGAUUUAUGAUGAGGCUAACAUUUCCUGUCGAGAAUUUUAUAAGAAAAUAAUAGAUAAAAGACAAAGCAAUGCAUGUAACUUCGUAAAAAGUAAAGACGGCGCAUUAAUGAUGGAUAUUGUAAAUCAGUCAUCAACAGGGUCUAUUUCAUAUUACAGUCGUUGCUUAAUUAAUAGUAAAAUGUAUCACAGCCAAAUGUAUAAUAAAGCUAAAAAGACGAAUAAUUCAUUUAUGAAAUUGAUGGAUGGUAGAAUGGCCCAAAUCAUGCGAUUUUUGAUUAAAGAUAACUCUGCUUUCGUAGAAGCUUGCAUUCUGGAUGUUGAAAUGAUGGAACAAUGUAACCAUUUGUGGACAAUUAUGGAACGUGCAAAUGAAACAAUAAUAUUGCCAGUAACUAUGAUCAACAGCAAAAUGAUUUACAUAUCUAUAAAAGCAUUGACAAGUAAUGAAAGAAAUCAGAACUACUUAACACAACAACCGAAUGACUUUGAAGUUCAGUAGUGCACUAAUCACAUUGGGGAUGUAACUUUGUAAAUAAACAAUAAUUCUGAAUAUGUAACUUGAUUUAAAAAUAAACUUGUUUUCAUUGAAAAUUAUGUAAACUUAAAAAACUUAAAAUUAUGUAAAAU